AAGUUGAACUCUAAAAAUAGCCGCUAUGUGCCUACUGCUGCGAUUUUCAAAAAUAGAACUUUACGUGUUAUCAACGUAGAAAUAAUUUUACAGUCUAAAAUUUGUCUAAAUAUUGAAAAUUAUUUGAUUCUAGAUUUAGUUGGGAUCUAUUUUUGUUCAAAUUUAUAAUGUGGAAAAGUUGGAACCCGUUUAAAAGGAAACAGAAAGAAGAUAAUGAUACAAAUAAUGUUAAUGGACAAAGUGGUAAAGAAAACGUCAAUGGGUUGAACAUCAUUGAAGACAAUCUCGACACGGGCAAGGUGCGAGUGCUUGACAAUGACAAAAAUCCUAACUUUCAAAAUGAGCAUCAACAUGCUAGAUCAAGGUAUGAUGAUUUGGAUGGCAGAAGCCAUGAAUCUCAAAAUUACAAUGGAAUUGGAUUAAACCAAAAUUCAUCUGUGACUAAUAAACUCCAGGUCCAAGAAAAUGAUCUGAAUUUGCUGAGGUCUCCUUUGCGACUUAGUUCAAAGAAUAGGUCGGCUGCAGGGUUAUCUAAACAGCACAAUGAAUCAAAUGAUACAUUAAAUAACGGAACAUUUUCAAAAUCUUCAGAGGAAUGUAACAAAAGUUUUAGUGGUGUUCAUGGCCCUUUGUUGUCUUGUUCCCCCAUCGUUCCGCAAGUUAGACGAACAAUAGAAGAAAAUAUGGGACUGAGAAGUCCACAGUCUUCCAAAUCUCAAACUGGUAAACAAGUGGCCCGGUCAUUGAGUUUGAAAUAUUCAUCCCCUAACCCUACAAAGUCUACUGCUGGACAGCUACCUUGGGUUCGGCUAAAAAGGAGAGGCAGUAUAGGACUAAAUGAUUUAGUGAGUGGCAAUAUUCCACUUAGUCCAAACACUGUGAAGUUGGCUAUACCUGAGCUUAGACACUUGCCAUCAGCACCAAGUUUCAAGAGCACUCCAUUGAUUGUCACUACUGAAGCAAGUAGGCCCUGUGUCGUGGACACACAGACUGUGGUGUCUGCCUUAAGAGAAAAAAGGAAGAGGUUUGGUCAGACUCAGCAUGAAGAAACUUUAAGUGAAGAUUCUUGGCAAAGUUCUGCAAAAAGACGGCGUCAAGAUAGCAGCCAAUCAAAUGCUUCUUCAGUUUCCAUGCCACCUAUGCCAGAGACUUUACCUAAUCUCAUCGGCACCCCAAGCUCAUCUCUUCUCCAUAUUGAAAAUUUGUCAGACCAGCGCCCAUCCACCGUACCUGCCAUUGAUGCUUUUAUCAGCCAUCACCAAAGAAUAAUUGGCCUUGGCGGGCCUGGAGCCUCGGUUCAGCCUCAGCAGUUUUACCCUAGCCAGCAGCCUCAGCCUGCAUCAAGAAAUGUUAAUAACAGUAAGACAGUGUAUAUGUCAAUACAGUCCUCACUGAGUUCCAGUCAGAGAUUGAUGUCUAACUUGUCAGCACUCCAGCAGCAUGGAAUAGAUCACAAGAGACUUCGAGGAUUAUCACAAUCUUCAGACUCUCCUAGGAAGGCACUGUUCACAUCCGACCAAUCUAUCUGUGCUAAUAGUUCAUCAGAUUCAAGGCCUGCUAGUACAAACCAAGGAACUAUAACCACCACAGCAUCGUCUACUUCAACAACUCAGACAGUCACCAACUCUGACUCUAUAACAGUUUCUGCAGCUGAUACACAAUUCAGCACAGCUAGCAGAGAAAUAGCCCAAGGUGUUGUCUUGAGGAGGCGUGACCUGACCAUCACACCCACAGCUCAGUCAGUUCCCCCACUGAAGACUUCACAUGGCAAUCUCCUUGUUAGUGCCAGUGACUUUGAGAUGGACAGAAAGAGAGAGUACAAGAGGAGAGUCUUGGAUCUUUUGGGGGCGGAGGAAAAUGAGGAAGAAAAAGAUGUUACAUCGUUGAAUUCAGUGCUGCCAACUCUACCUAAUUUUAGCCAGGCCUCUGCAGCCACAUCUGUUUCCAUCAGUGCAAGCCUGGACAGCCUUAACAAAUUGGGACAAUCUACCACACUUGUACAGCCCAGCCAACCCAGUUCUUCCACAGCCAACUCAUUGUCUGAGCUUCUUAAAUCUAAUGAAGAUACCUCUACUUCACAGCCGUCUGUAGCUAUUUCCAACCCUGGGUCAGGUCUUUCCUUGACUGGUAAUCCUGUACAGAACCCCAGUUCAGCUCAACCUUUAACAAACAACCCACUGCAGUCAUCCUCAGCUUUACCUGUGACAGUUGGCGGGUUUAACUUUACAACAGGUACCCCAGCCAAUUCUUCGUCAAACCCUGGAGGCUUCAGUUUUGGGCUACAGACAAACACUGCAGAUAAACCUAAGGAUAAGCCGGCACCAGCUUCCAGUGCUGGUUUUACUUUUGGUGUUAGUACAUCUGUCCCCUCUAGCACUACUGGCAGUUCAAUAGCGACCACAACAGGGUUUAACUUUGCUGCACCUCCUGCCACAGCUGCCCCCUUGACCGGGAUCAAUUUUGGGACAUCUAUUUCUCCGGCCGGCACAAGUGCUUUAUCAGUCAUAUCAGCCCAGGAAAGUAAAGGAAUCACCACUGCUCCUGCUCAAGUUCCUUUCAAUUUUCAGACACAGCCAGUUUCAUCUACUAGCCAAGGCUUUAGCACUUCAACUAGUAGUGGUUCAGCUGCAGGAUUGAACCAAACUAAUACAUCAGCCCUAAAGAUGCCAGGUUUUGAUAUAAACCCCACCUCUAGCCAGACUCCUGUAUCCAGUCAACAGUCUACUGUAAGCAAAGUCUCUGGAAUAGGAGGAUUUACUUUUGGUGCAAUAGGCAAUACUUCCCAGCCAUCUGCUACAGUGUUUGGUAGCCUCGGAACAGUAGCUGCUAGUGCAGCUAACUCUGAGAUUAAAACUUCAGCAGUUCCAGUAGCAUCAAGCCAAUCUGCAUUCAAUCCAAGCAGCAUAACAUUUGGAACGUUACCAAAUCUCACCACCACGACUGCGCCAGUAAAUUUUGGGCAAUCCGUGUCUACAUCAGGGCUUGGCUCUCUCAGUUCGGGGCAGGCUAUUGGAUCUUCCCCAUUCACAUUUGGAGCAUCAGCUGGGAACUCAGCUUCGACCUUUGGACAAACCACUACAACAACUGCGUCCACAGCAUCACCAUUUACUCUUGGGCAGACUGCCCCCGCUUCGUCAAGCACCACACCAACAUUUAAUUUUGGAACAACUAACAUUGCAGCAGGAUCAGGAACAUCAUCAAUAGGUUUUGGGCAAACGGCUACUUCCAGUUCUACACCAUUCAGCUUUGGUCAACCUCCAGCCACUACAUCAAGUUCAAGCUCUGCAUCAUUAGGGUUUGGUCAAGCAACUACAGCUAGUGGGCUUUCAAUUUCUUUUGGACAAACGCCACCUACCAACGUUAGCACCACUUCCUUUAAUUUUGGACAGACUGCAUCCACAAAUGUAAGCACAGCUCCAUUCAGUUUUGGCCAGGGGGCGCCUGUUACAAGCACAAAUGCUGCACCAUUCGGACAAAGCACAACCACUACAGCAGCGCCUUCAUUUAAUUUUGGGCAGGUAGGAUCAAGCACUACUGUGGCUUCUUUAAAUUUUAGUCAACAGGCGACUUCAACUCAAGCAACUGGUGCUUCACCUUUUGGCUUUGGUUCAAUGGCACCUACUAGUACAACUAGUACAAUUAACUUUGGGCAGGCAUCAAACCCAUCAAUUAGUUCCACUGCUCCUUUUGGUUUUGGCCAGGGGGCUGCAGUGACAACAGCUAAUUCAUCGUUUACUUUUGGGCAGGCUGCUAAGACCUCUGCUACCACACCUUUCUCAUUGGGUGCAUCUUCAACACAACCAAGUGCUAGUGUUUUUGGUUCCACGCCAGUGGCUAGCACUGCUGGUAGUUCUGUAUUUGGUAGUACCAAUACCCUGGCACCUGCUAGCUCCUCUGUUUUUGGCAGUGUAAACCAAGGAUUUAGUAAUACUACCAAUUUUGGAAACUCAAUAGGUUUUGGAAAUGCACCUUCAUCUUUUGGCGGUUCUGGUACUCAAAGCCUUAAUCCUGUAGUUUCAUCAACUCCAUUUGGUUUUUCUGCUGCAUCAACUGCAGCACCUGUGUUUGGUUCUAAUAUAACUCCUGCCAAUACUUUUGGUACUUCCUCUACUGGUAGCUCCAUUUUUGGCACAUCUGCAGCUAACAAACCAUUUUCCUUUAGUGCAACGCCUGCAAGCACUUCCUCUACACCUUUGUUUGGCUCAGCUACCACCACUGUUUCGUUUGGUGCUACGGCACCUGGAAUAUCCAUCUUUGGGGCCAAGCCAGCAGCCAGUGGAGCUGUUUUUGGUGCCACAACUACCACAACAGCCUCUUCCACUUUUGGCUCGAUCACCUCCUCUGGUUUUGGGGGAACAGCAGCACAGCCACCUUCCUUUGGUGGGUCUGGCUCAACAUUUGGUAAUGCACAACAAAGCUCUAUCUUUGGACAAUCUGGCCUCAACCAGCCUCCAGCAUUUGGUGCUCCUAGUAGUGGCUUUGGAACAACCAACCCUCCCGCUGUAUUUGGAGCCCCAGCUACACAACCAUCUUUCAAUUUUACUGGGCAGUCACAACCAGCCAAUUCUUUUGGCAACCAGACAUCUAGCAUAUCCACUGGUGGAUUUAACUUUAGCCAGCCCCCAGCACAGCCAGCCAACAGCUCAGGAUUCAACUUCUCUGCUCAAACGUCUGCUAGGCCAAGUUUUCCUACACCAACUCCUGGUUCGUUUAAUUUUAGUGCUAUGCCUUCUCCUGGAGCUUUUAAUUUUAAUACUGCACCAGCCACACCACAGAUGCCAAGCAGACCUCGUGUUGCUGCCCGACGACCUACAAGACGAGGUGGAGCACGCCGUUAAAGUUUGCAGUUUUAUCUACUUCUGGUGGUUGAACGAUUUCUCUGGGUUAUGUUUUUGUGCUUAUUUGAAUAACUGUAAUAGCAUGGUAGCAAAUGAUUUUUUCAAUCAACCCUCGACCCAAAACACUGUGUCUACAUGUUCAAACCAAAGAAGCCUAUUCUUAUUUUUCUUAGGCUUGCCAUUGUUUUGUUUUUAAAUUUGAAAUAGGUCAAUGAUUGUUUAUCCUAAACUUAUUUUGAUUUUACAAAGUAUUGAAAAGAUAAGGAAAUGUAACCAUUUUCAUAAUGAGCAAUUUUUAGCUCGUCUAUUAAUAGUCAACAAUAUGAUUGAGUGUAUCUUGACUAUUAGGUAUUAAUAUUUUGUAGAUAAUGAGACAUUAUCUAAGAUAAUUAGAAGUAAGUGUGAAGAAAAUUAUAUGGCUUAGCAGACUUUUGAAAUUGUCAUAAUUGAUACAGAUGUCAUUUUAGAUAAGAAAUUGAUAAAUGCUUGACUGACCUUUUCAUUUGAGUUCUAUGUGAUGAGUUUAGUUAUGUGUAACAUGGAACUUACUGGAUUUAAGUAAACAAAACAUUUAUAUACUAUGUAUGUCUGUUAUCAGCUGUCUUCGUACCAAUUGUUGGCUUGUAAACUAAUUUUAAUCCACAAGUAAUCAUGUGUACACAUAUUGAUUUAUCCCUGUUUGUUCCAACCUCAGUAGGUGAAAAAUUAAAUGAAAUGUCAAAAAAAAAGAAUUUUGCACAGAAACUGCAAUAAAUAUAUUUGUUAUUAAAAGAACGUAGGUAUUUGUUCAUAGGCAUUGUACUCUGGACAUUAAAUAAAUGACUAAUCUUAUCAUACAUAGAAUAUAGUACCAUUUAUACUGCAGAGAAUAAAUGCUUUUAUUUAAAUUUUAAAGGCUUGUCACUGUAGAAAUUUAGCUUAAAAAUGGGUGCAUAAAUUGUCUUGUACUGCAAAAGUAUUUAUUUUGUUGAGUGUACUAAUGGAAUAUUUUUAACCAAGUUUCAUAUCACACAUUUGUAAAAAGAAUCUUUAAGGAAGGAAAAGGAAUCCAGCAGAGGAGGUUGGAGGCUAUGUGUGGUCUUAACAUUAUUUGAUUUAAAAGCUUGAUUUAAAAGCAGCUUCCUUGGCUCCAGAAUAUAUGUAUAAAACAUCUAAUCUACUAGUGUUUCCAUUAUCAGCCUUGUUUGUAUAGGCUUAAGAAAGUUUUCAAAAUGUUAACAAAUCUUAAAGUUCUAGAUAUUAGGAUAAAUGUAUGCUUCUUUUUUUAAAUUUUUCUUUUACAUCCUGUACAAAUUUGAUAUAUAUUUACAGUUUUCCAAAUAAAACUUUCCAUCUAAACUGACA
Molecule: messenger RNA, 6182 nt
Organism: Biomphalaria glabrata
Lineage: Eukaryota; Metazoa; Mollusca; Gastropoda; Planorbidae
Product: nuclear pore complex protein DDB_G0274915-like
Exons: 14
Coding region: 168-4838 (1556 amino acids)
Source: RefSeq, a predicted model, not a curated record